AUGAAGAGGCUAUCGUUUAAGCAUUUCAACUAUUUUGGGUAUGGUAUCUAUCAUGAUAUCAAAACCAGACUCCCGUACUACAAGUCCGACUUUACUGAUGCGUGGAACUAUCGAGUCAUCCCUUCGUCUACAUUCAUCUUUUUCGCCAACUUGCUUCCAGCAAUCGCAUUUGCCCAGGAUAUGUUCGAUAAGACCAAUAAUGCCUAUGGAGUGAAUGAGGUUCUCAUGUCCAGUGCAUUUGGUGGAGUUGUAUUUGGAUUGUUCUCGGGCCAGCCUUUGUGCAUCGUGGGCGUUACUGGUCCCAUCUCAAUCUUUAGUUACACCGUGUACGAGCUAAUGACCCCACGAGGGACUCCAUAUUUUCCAUUUAUGUGUUGGAUAUAUUUAUGGAGUAUGGUUUUCCAUAUUAUAAUUGCAGUAGGGAACUACAUCUCCUGGAUGAGAAUCAUUAGUCUUUACUCGUGUGAUAUAUUUGGGUUCUUUAUCAACUUGGUCUAUAUCCAAAAGGGGAUCCAGAUCUUGCUGAACCAGUUUGACGAUGUUAACUUGGCAAGUGGAUACUGCUCGGUCAUGAUUGCUUUGUGUAUGAUCAUUUGUGGUGUAGGAUCAACCACAUUUGGAAAUUAUCUCCACUACUUUCGUCCCUGGGUCAGAAAAGUAUUUGUCGAUUAUGGAGUAGUUGCAUCGGUGAUUUUCUUUACCGGGUUCAUCCAUUUUGGUGGGAAAUUGAACGAUACAGAGCUUGCUCGAUUACCAAUAACCAAAUCGUUUCAGCCAACUGAACAUGGCGAUAUACGACCACACGGAUGGUUUAUUCAUUUCUGGCCGGGCGAAAACAUUGAGGUUGGAGACGUGUUUCUUGCCAUUCCAUUUGCCAUUCUCCUUACUUUUCUUUUUUACUUUGACCACAAUGUAUCAUCAUUGAUGUGCCAGUCCAAGGAGUACCCACUCAAGAAACCAGCAUCGUUCCAUUGGGAUUUCCUCUUACUUGGACUCACAACAGGGUUUGCUGGAAUUAUGGGUAUCCCUCCACCAAAUGGUCUUAUCCCGCAAGCACCACUUCACACUGACUCUUUGGUUGUUUAUGACCAUAGCGGAAAGAAGCUUUCGGUGGUGGAACAAAGAGUCACCAAUACAGUGCAAGGAAUAAUGACCUUUGUGAUGAUGUCGCGGCCGUUUCUAGUAAUCUUGGGGCUUGUCCCUCAAGCAGUUCUUUCGGGUCUUUUCUUCAUCAUGGCGAUCUCGGGACUUCACGGCAAUAUCGUCACUAAUAGAAUUAGAUACAUUUUCUUGGAUAAGCAUUAUAUUGAAAACGAUCCCAAUUGUCCCCAGCUUUUCAGAGAUAUCCAUGCUUUACCUACGAAGAAAUGGUUUUACAUAUACGUUGUACUCGAAGUCAUAGGUGGUGUUGCAGAGUUUGUAAUUACCUUGACCAUUGCGGCAGUCGGAUUCCCUGGUGUUCUAUUAUUUCUUGCAUUUUGCGCCAAAUGGAUCUGGCCGUUGUUUAUACCACGCGAAGAGCUAGAUCGAUUGGAUGGAGAUGUGGCGGAUGAGUUUAUAUUAAAAAACUUUACUGUGGCAUCGGACGAGAAGAAAAGGAGGAAACAAAACGGGGUAGAUGAAGAGAAAGCGCUGGAGAGUGAGAUCGACGAUGAUGCAGAAGAGUAUACAAGAGAUGCAGCCAUCAGUAGCAGCGAGUGA
Lodderomyces elongisporus is the source of this 1701-nucleotide messenger RNA. RefSeq lists its product as uncharacterized. Bases 1 to 1701 code for a protein of 566 amino acids. Gene Ontology annotation, molecular function: solute:inorganic anion antiporter activity; borate efflux transmembrane transporter activity. Gene Ontology annotation, biological process: borate transport; transmembrane transport; monoatomic ion homeostasis. The transcript has a single exon. The record is from RefSeq and is a predicted model, not a curated record. Gene Ontology annotation, cellular component: plasma membrane; basolateral plasma membrane; fungal-type vacuole. Lineage: Eukaryota; Fungi; Ascomycota; Pichiomycetes; Serinales; Debaryomycetaceae.